Messenger RNA from Tilletiopsis washingtonensis, 999 nucleotides. RefSeq lists its product as hypothetical. Bases 157 to 897 code for a protein of 246 amino acids. The record is from RefSeq and is a predicted model, not a curated record. Lineage: Eukaryota; Fungi; Basidiomycota; Exobasidiomycetes; Entylomatales. The transcript has a single exon.
GUGCCGCGCUCCGUCGCCGCCGUCGCUUUUCCGCGCCUCGCCUUCGGCGGCGAGUGCAGCAGCAGCAUGCAGACGGCCUCUCGCUCACGCACUCGUCCGUGACUGGCUGAGAAGCUGUCACUGUCGUCUCGUCCUGUCGCUUGCUGCGUCUGCUGCAUGCUUGCGAGCCGAGAGCACUGCAUCUCGAGUCGCAAACCUUUAGCUUCAAGCGCGCCGAGAGAGGCGCCGCCGCUUGCGCCCCUCUCCUUGACGGCGCGCGCGCCGCGUGUCUGCUUCAUCUGCUGGCCCCGCCUUCGCCGGCUGCAGGCGCUCUCAACUCCGCCGCCUGUGCUUCUGCACGACCCUUGCUGUCACGCCGCAGAGCGCAGAACAAGCAUGCUGGCGGCUGCCUCUCGCGUCUGCCUGCUGCCUCUGCCCGUCGAGGAGGUCUUUGCUUGCAGCAGCGCCAGGCUGGCAGGUAAGAGUUGCCGCAAACGCGACGUCGCCUCGGUGACGAGUAAAGUUCGGCACCGCUCAAGCUGGCUCGGAUUCUCGAGAAUACCCUACCUCGGCCCUCUCUCGGCCACCAGGGCGUGCAAAAAGCGUGACAAAGUGUGGGCGGCGAGAGCAGAAACAGAGAGCUGCUGGCGCCGCGAGCCGCGGAGGCGGGAGCGCCCCUCUCGCGUGUGUGGCCCGCCGUCGCGACGCGAAGAUCGCUUCGGCACGGGCGCGUCUCGCGUGCGUGGCCUCCAAGCACAUACACAGUUCAGACACGCAGCUUCCCGGGAGGUGAGAGGUCUAGAUUCUCUUCUUGCGUCGCUUCAGCAGCUGGACAUGCGUCAGAACUCACUCGACUCAAGAGGUAUUAGAGGUCUGCAGGCUGAGAGUGUGGGGCACUCGGCCGCCCGUCGGGGCUGACGCAUCCCAGACGCAUCCAGGGGGGGGGGGGCGUUAACGCGCGCUACGGCGCCUUACGCGCAACGCUCCGCAUGCCGCUCCCAACGGGUCUCUGCGCGCAUG